This is a messenger RNA of Bactrocera dorsalis (oriental fruit fly), 2573 nucleotides long. RefSeq lists its product as uncharacterized. Bases 1451 to 2404 code for a protein of 317 amino acids. The transcript has 6 exons. The record is from RefSeq and is a predicted model, not a curated record. NCBI's taxonomy places the organism in Eukaryota, Metazoa, Arthropoda, Insecta, Diptera, Tephritidae.
AUUUUGUACUUCAAUAGUAAAAUUAUAAAAAUAUAAAAAUACACAUAAUAGUGUUAGAAUAACAAAAAAACUAGUAAAAUAUGAAUCGGUCACGUCGCCCACCUCAAAAGAGGAACUUUGUGUCUGGCGGAAUAUAUUGGCAAAGGUUGGUAACUGUUUAGUGCCCUGUACAAUAGAUUUGUUUGCAAUAAUUUUUAAAACGACUCUAAUCCGAUUGCAGACUUGUCAUAACCGCAAUCGUUUGCACAAUUUUAGCUAUCAAUUUGAUAAAUUGAAUGCAUUAAUUGCGUGUACGGUGCGUAGGAAAAAGCUAUGACAAGCAGACAUUCUUGUAAUGGUAGACAUUCGGGAUUAUUGCGUUUUACAAGCUGUUGGAAAUGAGUCUAUUUGAUUUCUUAAAUAUUAGUUUUGUAUAUCAUAGUUAUGUACAUUUACUUCGCUGUAAACUCAAACGAAUAUACCAUAGGGCGUAGAUUAAAGUAAACACUACAACUAAGAAUAUUUGUAUUUGACAUACUCUUUAUAGUGACAAUUUGUCCUAUAGAUGCAUUGAAAAUUCGAUUUUUCGUUGUAGUUACAUAUGCAAAUUACACAUUUGAUUUAGAAUUAAUCAAGCCUCCAUUCGGUGUGUACACAUUUUACAUUUUUAUAGUCACAAAUGUCAAAAAAAAGUACAUAGUACUAAGUCUUGUUAUCAGAUAAAAUGUGUAGGCAUUCGUUAGGGUUAUGAUUUUUUCUUAAAAACAAAUGUGCGUACAGAUAAAUAAUAAGCAUAUGUGAAAAUACAUCUGUAUAUGCAUAUGUAUGUAGGUUCAAUCAUGUAUCGCAUACAAUGAUUGAGUGCAAUGGUAUCAAUUCCGAUUGAUCUUUUACAUUCGUUUAUUGUGUGAACUACACCCAGCAGUUGUUAACGCAUUGAGUAUUUUAUGAUCACAUUGUUGACUAAGGUAAUUAAUGCGUUUUAGCUGUUAAAUUGAGUAGGUGCAAUUGUAGUUGAAAAUUUCGUUUGAGCAGUGGUUGUAGGAAUGUCCAUAGCUAUUGCUAAACUAAGGUUUUUGAGUUUGCAAUAUCAAUUGAAUGCGAUGCCAGCAUGAAUCCAUUAACAACGAGCCAAAAACGUGGUUGCUCUGCAAUGGAUUGAUUUAAUCAGCAAUACGAGACACGAAGUGAUCAACCAGAAAUGGAAUGUAAUAAGAAGUGCACGUUAUUGUGGUUUGGUUUGUAAAACGCAUUUGGUAUUUGCAAUAAAUGUAAUCCGCAACAAUCUUAUAUUGAUCAACAAGGAAAUCAAGGCACACAAUAUCAAAGACGCCAAAAUCAAAACUAUGACAAUAAAAAUAUCCGGAAUGAAAAUACGCACCAAGAGCAGCAAGAAAAUAAGGCACAAGAGCAACAGAGAUAUGAGAAUACACAACCGCCGCCAUUAGAGCCACCCCCACAACCACCACAAAUGGAAGAAGAUCCACCAGAAGAAGAAGAUGUCAAAGUGGAAGAUUCUGGUCUAUACGAUGAAAGUGGAAAAUUGCAGUACAAGAAUAUUUUCCGUACGCGCAAGAAGUCUUCCGUUCGUGCCAAGGAGAAGAAAAUACGUCAAAAUCGUCAACUGCGCAAAACACUCAUUCCCAAGAAUGCUUUGAUGGUUCUGAAUGAGGUCGUUGGCUUGACAAUUAGCGAAUUUACUAUUACCACUGCUUCAGGUGGUGGAUUUGUAGCUGUUGUUACGGUUAAUGAUAAACAAUAUGAAGGCAAAGGUCAUUCUAAGAUAGCUGCUAAAAAUAGUGCCAGCGAGAAAGCAUUACGCGAUUAUGUCUUGGAGAAAAUGCGUGAAAAGCCACGAUUGCGUAAGAGCUCAGUUAAUAAUGAUGAGUCUAUGGAAAUGGCCGUUGAUGCUCCCAAUGAAACGGUCAGCGAGAAUGGAGAAGACGGGCAGCAGGAUAAUUCUGGCACAUCAGCGCAAAUCGAUGAUGUACCCAUGGUCAAUUUGGCUUCAUUUGCUAUUUUUAAACUGUUUACUGAAUGGGAGAACGAGGGUUAUGUUGUACCCGAGUUGCGUGUUGCUCAUCCGCCGCAAACAGGUUCUGGCAACGACAGCACCAAUGGAGAUGGAAACCCUCAAUUUAAGCCACCAAAGGCGGCACCAAUUCGCUCUGAAUUGCCAAAUAAUUGGGAAUCAAUUCAUCCUUCUACUCUACUCUGUAUGAUGCGUCCAGGACUGCAGUAUCGCGAAAUUGGUACAGUAGGCGAUCCACCAAAUGUAUUACAGCGCAUGGGCGUUACUGUUGACGAAGUGGACUAUGAAAGCUCUGGUCGUUCUAAGAAAACUGCUCGUCGCAAUGUGGCCGUUUGUGUGCUUAACGAGUUGUUCGGUACCAAUUUCGUCAAGGAGCCACCAUUUGAAGAAUAAAUUAAAUUAAAUUCUUUACUUAUGAUAGUAUUGAACAUAUUUACAGUAGUAGACUUUAAAUCCUAACCAAUUUUCAAACUUCAGUAUAGAAAUUAGAUUUUACUACAGAAUUACUGACUUUUACAAAUAAAACAAGUCAUUUGGAAUAAUGAUGAUCCUUUCUAUUAAA